Ogataea parapolymorpha DL-1 is the source of this 1902-nucleotide messenger RNA. RefSeq lists its product as uncharacterized. The record is from RefSeq and is a predicted model, not a curated record. The transcript has a single exon. The coding region runs from base 1 to 1902 and encodes 633 amino acids. NCBI's taxonomy places the organism in Eukaryota, Fungi, Ascomycota, Pichiomycetes, Pichiales, Pichiaceae.
AUGCUCGACGAUUUGGUUUUGUCCCGUUGCCAGGGUGCGUCGGGCGAUUUGAUUAGCUGGUCGACAGACGGGUAUAUUUCACUGCCCUUUCGCAAGGAGUUUUUCAUUUUAAGGCCCAAAACGUCAGAUGAGAUCUCUGAAAUAUCGGAUGUCUUCAAUUUGACAAGAUUAGCGGGUUCGAUCUCUGAACUGCCCAAUGCCCUUGAUGAGGCCGUUUGUACCGAUGAGGAGAUAUGUGUGGGCCAAUUGCAAGAUUCGACAACUACUAGCGUAGUAGAAGCACGUUGGUCGGCUUCGGGGGUGGGAGAAAAUAAACAAUGUGUAUUGAGCCUUGUCACAGAUACCGGAAACGCGUUCAUUCUUGAGCAAGAUGGAUUGAACAACUGGAAAGUGCGUCACAACGUGAUAGAUGUUCUGAAAAAAGAUGAAAACAUUGAUUUGCAGCGAAUUGUCAAGUAUUCACAGCUUAAACAGCUUCGAGUGAAAUCGAUUGGCUGGUUUCACCAUCUGCAUAGCUCGCUAAUCAAUGCGCCAGUGUGGCCCCUGGAGGUCUCUUCCACUUUUGUUUUAUGCACGGAAAACAACAGUGCCUGGAUUUACCGCAUGGGGGCUUCUCUCUCGCGAUUGCUUGAGAUACAGCUCCCAGAUACCAAAGUACGGAAAUGUGAGGUCUCCGACUGGACUAGAAAUGGGAAGUCGUUGGAGGCGUUUGUGGUUUUUGAGCUGGUCACAAACGAGUUGAUAGCCCAGAAAAUAGAGUACAACAAGGAAUUUGUCGCAAAAGAACAAUUCAGCAUCCAUCCUCCAUCCCCGAUCCUUGUCUCGCAAUUCGCUCUUUCCACAUUCGAUGGCGAUUCCUAUUGUACCAUAUCGUCAGAUAUCUUGCAAUGUGUCCAGCUUUCCACACGUAAGACACUCUCGCACCCGCUUUCUUCUGUCGUGUCGAUUUCCUCAAUUAUCCAUAAAGAAAACCUCAUUAUUCUCUCCAACGGCCAUAAAGAUUUGAUUUUUGGGGCCGUAGACUGGAGUAACAACAAGAUCCAUCUUGAUGAAUACGAUUAUCGCCGUUUUGUACAAUAUGAACAUCCGCUUGCUGCCAAGUUAAACGAGCUCAAUAAAGUUCGGCCGUUCCGUAUAAUGGCAUUCUCCUACAACCCCACCAAAGACUUUAUUGCCCUGAUUCACGCUCAGCGGUCGCAAAAUACAAUAGACUCCAGAAACAUUUCGCUCAAGGAAGACUAUUCCUUGGCAAUUGUUCCUGUGAGCAAGCCUGUCACUCUCCAUCUCUCAAGUAUCAACUACAGUCCGCCUUAUAUUGAGCAACUGUGCGCCCUGUGGCCUUAUGAAAACCUCAAAAAUAUCAAACUUGAUACCCCAAUAGCACCAAUACUUCCCUCCGACUUGGAUCUCGCGCUGUCUGAGCUUUACCUGUCCGAACAGAUACAGGGCAUGCGGCUGGCGAACCUCCUCCAAGCGCAUUCCUUUGACCUAACUCUACUUAGAACCCUUGCUCAUGCCGUGGUCAACCAUAUUUCGACACACCAACCGCAGCUAGACGAUUGCGACACACUUCUGUACAAUAAUUAUCUACAGUUUCUUGGUCAGCCUCCCCUGACAUCGAAGAAAAGCGUUACACUCAACAUCCCAGGACUCAAUGCGACUGAGACAUUCUCACUGGAUGCGCCAUUUGACUCCGACACCAUUACCUCAGAGCAGAGCCAUACUUGGCUACGCUGCUCAGCUACGUUGCUUCCAUUGUUCACGACAAAACUGCUGGUGUGCGAAACUUCUGGAAAACGAAUCAUCUCGCCAGUGUCUCCUCAUUUGGGACCAUUGACCAGAAAGGUCCUGGAGGGACUACAGAUUUGUUUUUUCAGCGGAGGGAGAUGGAUUAGAAAGUGA